This is a messenger RNA of Arachis duranensis, 378 nucleotides long. RefSeq lists its product as uncharacterized. Lineage: Eukaryota; Viridiplantae; Streptophyta; Magnoliopsida; Fabales; Fabaceae. Bases 1 to 378 code for a protein of 125 amino acids. Gene Ontology annotation, molecular function: zinc ion binding. The record is from RefSeq and is a predicted model, not a curated record. The transcript is spliced from 3 exons.
AUGGCCUCGGAGAGCUCAAGGUCGUCUCAGAGCAGGGGAUCUACGCAGAAGAAGGGGCUUCUUUGUGGGUAUGGUGAGAGACCGGUGGUGCAAAUUUUGGGAACGAAAGACAAUCCAGGUCGACGAUUUUGGGGCUGCGUCUACUAUGAGGUUAAAGAAGAGUGUCAGUUUUUUCGUUGGGAAGACCCAGAAGCUGAAACCGAAGAUCCGCAGGUUGCAAGGUUGAAGAGGAAAGUUGUAGCCCUGAAAACAAACGUGAAGGCAUCUAAGUGGAAGUUGAAGGUUGCUGCAAUGUUGGGCAUGGUUGGUAUGCAAUACUUGCUCAACAUCAAAAUGAAACCAGAAGCAGAUACAUUAAAACACAACUAUGUGACCUGA